GGAACUCGUUGUGUACCAGUAGCGCAUUGGGUGCUGUGGUAGCUUCAACCAUAAAAUUGGUUUAUACCAGUUCUCUCGUUAUAUUUUACUACAAUAUUCAAAACGUCGUACGCAAUGAGAGGAGACCGCGGCAGAGGCCGAGGGGGCCGCUUUGGGGGCCGUGGAGGAUUGGUUCAGGGAUAUCGGCCAUUUGUCCCACACAUCCCAUUUGAUUUUUAUGUGUGUGAGAUGGCAUUUCCCAGAGUAAAGCCUAUGCCUGAUGAAACUGCUUUCAGCGAAUGUCUCCUGAAGAGAAACCAGGACCUGAGCCCCACACCUGCAGAGCAGUCCUCCAUCUUAUCUUUAGUCACAAAGAUCAAUAAUGUCAUCGACAACCUGAUUGUAGCACCUGGGAACUUCGAAGUGCAAAUUGAAGAGGUCCGUCAGGUUGGCUCAUACAAGAAGGGCACUAUGACGACAGGACAUAAUGUUGCUGACUUGGUUGUCAUCCUAAAGAUCCUCCCAACAUUGGAGGCAGUAGCUGCUCUUGGAAACAAAGUUGUGGAGACCCUUCGCACCCAGGACCCCACAGAAGUGCUGUCCAUGCUGACCAAUGAGACGGGCUUUGAGAUUAGUUCAGCUGAUGCCACUGUUAAGAUUCUCAUCACCACUGUACCACCGAAUCUCCGCAAACUUGACCCAGAACUGCACUUGGACAUCAAGGUGCUACAGAGUGCCCUUGCUGCAAUCCGCCAUGCGCGCUGGUUUGAAGAGAAUGCUUCUCAGUCAACAGUCAAGGUAUUGAUCCGCCUCCUGAAAGAUCUAAGGGCUCGUUUCCCUGGUUUUGAGCCUCUGACUCCAUGGAUUCUGGACCUACUCGGUCAUUCUGCUGUGAUGAACAACCCAUCCAGGCAACCUCUGUCUCUGAAUGUAGCCUACAGGCGUUGCCUUCAGAUGUUGGCUGCUGGUCUCUUUCUUCCUGGCUCUGUGGGAAUUACUGACCCCUGUGAAAGUGGGAACUUUAGGGUGCAUACAGUCAUGACACUGGAACAGCAGGACAUGGUGUGUUUCACUGCCCAGACAUUAGUGAGGGUACUUUCUCAUGGAGGAUACAGAAAGAUCCUUGGCAUGGAGGGAGAUGCCAGCUACUUGGCCAUAGAAAUGUCUACAUGGGAUGGAGUAAUUGUCACUCCAUCUGAAAAGGCGUAUGAGAAACCCCCAGAAAGAAAAGAAGAAGAGGAUGAAGGCCUGGAAGAAGGAGGAGAUGGAGAAGAUGAGAGCAUGGAGACACAGGAGUAGGAAGAUCUUAAGGAUGAUGUGGGGUACACUGAGGAACCUAUCAGAGAAGCUCCCUUGGAAGCCAGAAUUUCCCAAAAAUUGAACUGUAUUGUCUUUUAAUUACUGAGAGGUUUUCUUUCCCUUGAUUUGGUUUUAUAUUUGUCUUUUUAAAAGUUGAAUAAACAUGUUUUCAGAUUGA
Molecule: messenger RNA, 1456 nt
Organism: Poeciliopsis prolifica (blackstripe livebearer)
Lineage: Eukaryota; Metazoa; Chordata; Actinopteri; Cyprinodontiformes; Poeciliidae
Gene: ilf2
Product: interleukin enhancer binding factor 2
Exons: 15
Coding region: 115-1278 (387 amino acids)
Source: RefSeq, a predicted model, not a curated record